GUCUUUGUUAUUUAUAAAUUAAUUUUCAACUUUUACUCACAGGAAAUAUUGAUUUUUGAAGUGUUUUUCGAUACUUUCAGAAAUUCGAAUGCUCUGCUUUGUUUUCUCGGGAAAAUUAUCAGAGCUUAAGAAAGAUGAGAGGAGGCGGCGCGAGUGGAAACAACGUUUCGGAGACUAUAAACGCAGCUGCUACUGCUUUUGCUUCUUUUGAUGAUCGUGUUCAUCAUCAACAAUCUCCGAUUCAUAAGAAGCGAAGAUGGUGGAAUCUCUUGAUAUGUUUCAGACCAUCAACACAACAAACAAAACGAAUAGGAAAAUCCGCUCUUGCUCCUGAACCGGUUAACACUCCUUCCAAUUCCAAUUCCAAUUCCAAUUCCGGUUAUCGUUCGGUUAUGACGGCACUUCCUUUCAUAGCUCCACCAUCAUCACCAGCUUCCUUCUUCCAAUCAGAACCUCCUUCCGCUACACAAUCCCCCGUAGGGAUCCUCUCAUUUAGUCCCUUACCUUCCAACAACGACCGUCCUUCCAUAUUCGCCAUUGGACCUUACGCUCACGAGCCUCAACUGGUCUCCCCUCCGGUUUUCUCUACUUACACAACCGAACCAUCUUCAGCUCCGGUCACGCCGCCUCUCGACGAGUCUAUCUACUUAACCACCACCACACCUUCUUCCCCUGAAGUCCCUUUCGCUCAGCUCUUUAACUCCAACGGUAACUAUGGUCUCAGGUCUCCAGUGUCUAACUAUGAGUUCCAGUUUUACCAACUUCCUCCUGGUAGUCCACUUGCGCAGCUUAUCUCGCCGAGUUCGGUUAUGUCCGGUUCCGGUACAGCUUCUCCUUUUCCUGAUGGAGGAGGAGUCGCUCACUUUCAAGUCUCGGACCCACCAAAGCUGUUGAGCCCUGGUAGACUGCAUUGCUCUGUUAGAACUCCUAAAGAGGAGCAGAAGAAGGUUGUGAGACCGCAUAAACCGGUUUCGUUCGAUCUCGAUGCGGAUCAUGUCAUUAGAUGCGUUGAUCAGAAGCUGAGAACAACGUUCCCUGAAGCAUCUACGUCGUCUAGUGAAGAAGCAGCGCAACAGUCCUCUCUCGGGUUGAAUAAGGAGUUCGAUUUUGGUACGGAUGAGGGACAUUUGAUCGUUGAUGAUGAACAUAGCGCUUCGGCAAAGAACAGCAGUGAUUGGUCCUUCCCUGUGAUGCAAUCAGGUACACUUAGCUGAGUUAUACAUAAAGAUCUAGUUAUAUAGAAUCUUAAUUUUCGAAAUCGAUUUGGACACGAGCCAGCACACAGAGAUCUUGUUCAAGAUUCAAGAGCGAAAGCGAGCUAGUGAUCUUAUUACCCUUGUUUUUAACAGAAGUAUGAUGUUCUUAUAUAGAAUCUUUUAGAUGAUUAUGUUCAGGAUGUUAGGGAUAGUUUCUUGUCUCUCUUUUCGGUUUUGUAAUAAAUAUUUGACGUUGUCAGUUGUUGUAUAUGGCUGUCUUUAUGUAGUUUGUUUUUGAAUUUGUGCAUAUAUAUAUAUUUGACCGCAUUUGUAAUGAAGUUCCAAUAAAUCUCAG
Eruca vesicaria subsp. sativa (arugula) is the source of this 1551-nucleotide messenger RNA. Lineage: Eukaryota; Viridiplantae; Streptophyta; Magnoliopsida; Brassicales; Brassicaceae. The record is from the annotation of a GenBank genome assembly.